Silurus meridionalis is the source of this 5396-nucleotide messenger RNA. RefSeq lists its product as uncharacterized. The record is from RefSeq and is a predicted model, not a curated record. The coding region runs from base 2243 to 3166 and encodes 307 amino acids. The transcript is spliced from 2 exons. Gene Ontology annotation, molecular function: nucleic acid binding. Lineage: Eukaryota; Metazoa; Chordata; Actinopteri; Siluriformes; Siluridae.
UGUUUUGAGUGGUUAUAUUCUGACAACAACCCUUGUGUUUUCCCCAGGAGUGUUGGGCAGGUAGUAUGUCACGUGACUUACAUCUUGCAACACGUAGAUGAUACUAUGUAUAGAGACACUAGCUAGGAGUGUGCGCUACUGUUGUAGUUUGGUUAGUUUAGAGUAGGUAAGCUAGGGCGUGUAGAGGCGCUGGAAGAAUUUUGUUUGGUGUUAGGUUAGUGGUUUAUUACUGAGGUAGUUGGGUUGGUUUUGUUGUGUUCUUUUCUUUAGCGCCACUCUCCGCCUCUCUCUCCUGUGGGAUUAUUUAUUAUGCUUUGGUUUUUGAUUAGUGUAAAUAUUGUAUAUACUUUGCCAUUCCCUUCUGUUCCUCAUUGUUUGAAUAAAUCCUUUUAUAUUAUACUUGGUUUACGUGUCCUUUUCCCUGGCCUAUUCACAGAAUGGAUCACAGUAUGAAUGUUACAGCUUCAACCCUAGACGUAUAAAAAGAAGCCGUAACAUUUAAUGGGGGCUCAUCCAGGAUAAUCUUCCCAAAUAGCUCAAAAUACUGUGGCCAUUUUGUGAAUUCUGGUGGAAUUUGACCAUGUUUGAGUUGGUAUAACGAGGUGACUUGCGUGGACUCGUGUGUGCUUGCGUGGAAUUACGGAGUAGUGUCUGUUUGCUGGCUGUGCAUCGUGACCAUGUUUAGCUUGUCGAAUUUCAUUGUUACUCCUUCAUUAGAGCAGAUUGAUCUAUGUCGGAAGCCAGAUUUAUUCCUGAUAGCUGACCACUAUCAGAUCGUUGUAAAUAGACAAGGUCUUAAAAGAGACAUAAAGAGUGAAAUACUAAAGCGCUUGGUAGAGUUAAAAAUUCUCCCCAUGUCAGACAUGGCUGAAGGCGGGGAUACCGGCCAGGUUGUAAGCUGUAGUGACGUUGUUGUUGGGCCUCUCACUGUUGGAGAUGAGGAUCCACAGAGUGGCAUAGCUAAGGCUGCAGCGGAGGGGCCUUUGAUCCAUUCUCUCCCAGCUCAGUUGACUCUAGAGGGGAUGCGCGACUGAAAGUCCGCCUGGCUCGGUUACAAUCCGAAGCCCAAGAGAGAGCCCAAACGCGUCAGGCUGAGAUAGCCAUGCGUCUGGAGGUGCGCAGGCUUGAAAUAGAGGCUGACACGCAGGUAAGGCUGCGACAGCUGGAUCUGGAGGCGAUGAAAGCGGCUGCUGCUGGGUCCGCUGCGCAGCCGACCCCGCCAGAGUCUAAUGCUUCUCCUCCGGUUGAUUCGUCCUCGCCUACGUUUGACGUCAGUAAACAUAUUGCAUUAGUACCCCAAUUUGGAGAAUCUGAAGUAGAUUCUUAUUUCAUUGCUUUCGAGCGAAUUGCUACUUCCCUUCGCUGGCCUAAAGAUGUUUGGUCGCUUCUGUUACAAUGUAAAUUGUUUGGUAAAGCUCUGGAAGUUUGCUCUAGCUUAUCGCUAGAGGAGAGUUUGAACUAUGAGACCGUAAAAUCUGCUAUCCUUCGUGCAUAUGAGCUAAUUCCAGAAGCAUAUAGGCAGAAAUUUAGGGGCCAUAAAAAGAAUUUUAUACAAACCUUUGUAGAAUUUGCACGAGAAAAAGGAAUACUGUUCGAUAAGUGGUGCACUGCUAGCAAAGUGAAAGAUUUUGAUUCGGUGUGAGAACUUGUCUUAUUAGAAGAGUUUAAAAGUUGUCUGCCGGAACGUGUUGUAGUUUACCUGAACGAACAGAAAAUUCUUUGUCACAUGCAGCUGUGUUAGCGGACGAGUUCGUUUUAACGCAUAAAACUGUUUUCACUUCUGUGCGCGCUGAGAAAACUCAGUCUGUUUCUCUCCAAUCCCAAAGUUUUCAUUCUAGAUCCGGUCCACCGCGAUCUCGGGAAAAUCGUGAGUGUUUCUAGUGCCAUAAAUCUGGUCACGUAAUAGCUGAUUGUUUGCCGUUAAAACGUAAAACGCAAUCCCAACCUAAAAGUGUUGGAUUUGUAAAGACUCUUAACUCAGCCGUUGCGGUGCCUUGUGAAGAAAGGAUUGAUGACAGUUGCACUCCUUUUAUUUUAAAGGGCUUAUUUCUUUGACGGGUAAUAGUGAGGAUCAGAAAGAAAUAAAAAUGCUUAGAGACACGGGUGCGAUGCAGUCAUUUAUUGUGGCAGAGAAAUUACAUUUUUCUGAGGAUACCUCCUGUGGUUCGAGUGUCAUCGUAAAGGGUAUUGAGAUGGGUUGCGUAAAAGUGCCGUUGCACCGAGUACAUCUGCAGUCCAAAUUAUGUACCGGUUUGUACGGGUUGCUGUUCGUCCUUCUCUUCCAGUAACCGGUGUUGACUUUAUCCGUGGAAAUGAUUUGGCGGGUGGUAAAGUAAUGCCUGUUUUAGAGGUUGUUGAUAAACCUGAUAUUUUCUGUCAGUCAGAGGAUGUGACUAACUCUGAUGUUUUUCCUGCAUGUGCGGUUACUCGCGCUCAGUCUCGAAAGAUGGGUGAUGUAGUUGAUUUGUCUGAUUCUUUUAUUCUUCCACUUUUCUCUGAUGGGAAACCUGAAAAUUCUGAUGUAUCUGAAGAACACAAGGAUAAUUUGAAGAGUUCUAAAGUAGCUGUGAGUGAUGUAGGAUUGUCAAAGCUGUCUAUAUCUCGAGAGGAAAUUAUUGCUUCGCAGAAAAAGGACAAAUCUCUAGUUCUUAAUUUUAAUUCCGUUGUUUCUUCUGAUGUGAUUAAAGACCAGAAAGUUGCCUAUGUUAUUGACAAUGGCAUGUUGAUGAGAAAAUGGUCCUCCAAAACAGAUAUGGAUUUAGAUUGGAAUACGGUGUAUCAAAUUGUUGUUCCUUCUCCUUAUCGCCAGCAUGUUUUAUUUCUAGCAUAUGAUCAUCCACUUGCAGGACAUCUUGGGGUUACAAUGAUGUACAAACGUGUUCUAAAACACUUCUUUUGGCGAGGUUUAAAAAAGGAUGUGGCUAGUUAUUGCCGUGCUUGUCAUGAUUGUCAAUUGGCCGGAAAGCCGAAUCAAGUCAUUCCAUCUGCUCCACUGGUCCCCAUACCAGCCAUCGGUGAGCCGUUCGAACAUGUGGUGGUAGACUGUGUUGGGCCGUUGCCAAAAACAAAAUCGGGUAACCAGUAUUUGUUAACUAUCAUGUGUAUAGCUACUAGAUUUGCAGAGGCGAUACCAUUAAGAAAAAUCACCGCUCCUGUUAUUAUUUAGGCCUUAGUGAAGUUCUUUACUACGUUCGGCCUACCAAAAAUUGUACAGAGUGAUCAAGGUACGAAUUUUCUAUCUAAGGUUUUUAAACAAGUAUUGCAGUCUUUGGGGAUUACUCAUCGUGUUUCAAGUUCGUACCAUCCAGAAUCCCAAGGUUGGUUAGAACGUUUUCAUCAGACACUAAAAUCAAUGCUACGAUAAUAUCGUUUGCAGACAGCUAGAGACUGGGAUGAGGGAGUUCCUCUGGUUUUAUUCGCUGUAAGAGAAACCGUACAGUAAUCUCUUGGGUUUAGCCCAGCCGAACUGGUUUUUGGUCACCAGGUAAGAGGGCUGCUCAAAGUUCUUAAAGAACAAAUGUUGUCAGUUGAUUCCAGUCCAACAACGAAUGUUCUGGAUUAUGUAAGUAAUUUCCGUGAUCGUUUGCAUGCUGCUUGCUCGCUUGCUAAGAAUCUCUACUCAUUGCGCAGAAGGGCAUGAAGCUCAGUGAAAAAGAAAAUAAGCUAAACCGACUACAUGAUCAAUACACCUGAUAGAAAACGGCAAACUCGUGCUCGGAGAACGCAGGAGAAAAAGCUUCGGAAAAGACUGAAGAACCAGCCGUCUCUUCUGUUGCUGUAACUGUGGAGCAGAUUUCAUCCCCCGAUGUGUCCGGUGUUAACGAGGAUGCCGUAGGACUGCGUAAUGCUGCUCAGCAAUGUGUAAGGUUGACAAAUUCCGAGAUGUUAAGAAAUUUAGAUUCUUUUCUUAAGCAUAUGUCUAUUGACCAGAAAGCGGACAUUGUUAAAUCAAUUUCUGACUUCAACUGUCUGUUUAGUGAUGUUCCUAAACUUACAAAUGUUUUGCAGCAUGACAUUAAGGUAAACGGUGCUCGCCCGAUUAAACAGCACGCGUAUCGCAUUAAUACAGUAAAGAGAUCCAUAAUGUGUCAGGAGGUGAAUUAUUUACUAGAGACUGGUCUAGCCAAGCACAGUUAUAGUCCAUGGAGUUCGCCUUGUUUACUCGUUCCUAAGCCAGAUGGUACGUUUAGGUUUUGUACGGAUUUCCGUAAAGUAAAUGCAGUAACGGUGCCAGACAGUUAUCCAUUACCCCGUAUGAAGGACUGUGUCGAUAAUAUAGGAUCUGCCUGUUUUGUGAGUAAGCUUGAUAUGUUAAAGGGCUAUUGGCAGGUUCCUUUGACUCCCUGAGCAUCGGAAGUUUCUGCAUUUGUAACCCCUGAUAGUUUUCUUCAGUAUACUGCCAUGGCUUUCGGUCUCCGAAAUGCGCCCGCGACUUUUCAACGUCUCGUGAACAUAGUAUUGGCAGGUGUACCAAAUUGUAAUGCAUACCUUGACGAUCUUGUUAUUUACUCUGCAGAUUGGACAUCACACAUGAGUUCAUUGAGAACAGUGUUCGAGCGUCUUGCAAGCGCUAAUUUAACGCUUAACUUGGCUAAGUGUGAAUUCGGCCAAGCUACGGUUACUUAUCUUGGAAAAGAGGUGGGUCAGGGACAGGUGCGACCUGUAGAAGCCAAGGUCACGGCUAUUUCGGAAUUCCCUGUGCCUACAACUCGUAGGGAGUUGUACAUUGUCGGUUAUUGUCAGCCCUCUCACUUCGUUGCUUAGCCCGUCUAAAUCCUGUAAGUAUGCGAUGGAUUGUGUAAAGACUCUAUGUAAUACCCCUGUUCUUCUGGCUCCGGAUUUCUCUCAAGGUUUUAAACUAGAAAUUGAUGCAAGCACUGCUGGAGCUGGCGCUGUUCUACUGCAAGAGGAUGUACAUGGUAUAGAUCACCCUGUUAGCUACUUUUCACGAAAGUUUAAUAAACACCAGUUAAAUUAUUCCACAAUUGAAAAGGAAACUCUUGCAUUGUUGCUUGCUAUACAACAUUUCGAGGUAUAUAUCGGAUCCAGUAGUUUACCCAUCAUCGUAUUUACUGACCAUAAUCCACUUGUUUUUCUAUCCCGUUUGUACAAUCAGAACCAGCGUUUAAUGCGGUGGUCUCUAAUAGUCCAGAAUUAUAAUUUGGAAAUUAGAUAUAAAAAUGGAUCUGAGAACGUUUUUGCGGAUGCUCUUUCGAGAGUUUAGACAUGUCACCAAGCUGGUUGGUUCUUAAAGGGUGGGAGUGUUGCGUUCCAUUGGAUGUUCAUGUGUGUGGGUGUUUGUCUCUCUCUAUUGGUUCACCUUCCUGUCAAUUUCUUAAGGUUCCGCCCUCUUUGGACUGCAAUUGGCUAGGGAGUUUAUCAACGUGUGUGACCUG